ACCAACCAAACAACCCUCUCUCUAGAAGAUCCCCCCACCCUCUCUCCAGAAAUCUCACCUUCUCUCUCUCCAUAUUGCUGAACCGUAAGAAUAGAUUUCCAAAAUACAAACCUCAAGUUUUGUCGAUCAAGUUCAGGGAGUAAGGCAGAAAAUCUGAUCUGGUAAACAAGGAGGAAGAGCUGUCGAAUUGGAAAAGAGAUUCUGCAUGAGCUGGUUGGGAAAACUGGGUUAUUAUCUCGUGUCGUCGAACUCAAACCAUUUCAUAACGUGUCUUUUGAGAUUUAUUCUUCAUUACUCUCCUCAAUUACCUCCUUCCCUUUUUAAUUUCCAAAAUAAAUCAAUUGAACCUUUAUUAUUACUCCUUAUUAGCAGUAAUCGUAAUUUCUUCCUUUUAAAUCCCACUAAUCGUAACUUUAACCCCAUUCCACCAUCAUCUUUCAACGAUCAUGGAUUCUGGAUUCAAGAGUAAUCGCCCUCAGUUACGUAGAGGUUUAUGUUACUCAAACGAGGGGAGGGGGCAAGCAAGAUCUCCGUCAGUGAUAGUGAUAGGCGGUGGAAUUGCCGGAGUGGCAGCCGCACGUGCCUUGCAUGACGCUUCAUUCCAGGUUGUCUUGUUAGAAUCAAGAGACAGGCUUGGUGGUCGAGUUCAUACCGAUUUCUCUUUUGGUUUUCCUGUCGACCUCGGUGCAUCUUGGUUGCAUGGGGUGUGCAAAGAGAAUCCGUUGGCACCGUUGAUUGGGAGGUUAGGACUACCCCUGUAUCGUACCAGUGGUGAUAACUCUGUCUUGUAUGACCAUGAUCUUGAAAGCUAUGCACUGUUUGAUAUGGAUGGGAACCAAGUUCCACAAGAAUUGGUCACCAAAGUUGGCGAAGCAUUUGAGAAUAUCUUAAAGGAGGCAUGCAUUUCUUCUUUUCUUUUCUCACCUCGUCUUUCUACACUUCCUAAUAUUAUAACAUUAUUGGACCAUAAAGUAAGACUUGAAAACAAUGAAGACAUGUCUAUACUCCGUGCUUUCUCAAUUGUUUUUGAAAGAAGACCAGAUUUAAGGUUGGAGGGGCUUGCCCUUAAGGUGCUUCAGUGGUAUUUAUGCAGAAUGGAAGGAUGGUUUGCUGCUGAUUCUGAGACAAUAUCACUUAAAUGCUGGGAUCAGGAAGAACUGCUCCCUGGAGGUCAUGGGCUUAUGGUGAGGGGCUACCUUCCUGUUAUAAACACUCUUGCCAAAGGUCUUGACAUUCGCUUGAGCCACAGGGUGAAAAAAAUAGUAAGGCGUUAUAAUGGAGUGAAGGUAACAGUGGAAGAUGGGAGCACAUUUAUGGCCGAUGCUGCUGUUGUUGCUGUUCCUCUUGGUGUGCUGAAAUCCAAGACCAUAACUUUUGAACCUGAACUUCCGGAUUGGAAGGAAAAAGCCAUCAAGGACCUUGGAGUUGGGAUUGAGAAUAAGAUUGUGUUGAACUUUGACCAUGUGUUCUGGCCAAAUGUAGAGUUCUUGGGUGUGGUUGCAGAGACAUCUUAUGGCUGCAGCUACUUCCUGAAUCUUCACAAGGCAACUGGUCACCCUGUCCUUAUUUAUAUGCCUGCAGGGAAGCUGGCCAGGGACAUUGAGAAAAUGUCUGAUGAAGCUGCUGCUAAUUUUGCUUUUACACAACUCAAGAAGAUCCUUCCUGAUGCAUCUGCACCGAUUAAGUAUCUUGUUUCUCGGUGGGGCUCAGAUAUCAACUCACUUGGUUCCUAUAGCUAUGAUACAGUAGGCAAAUCCCAUGAUCUGUAUGAGAGGCUAAGGAUCCCAAUAGAUAACCUAUUCUUUGCAGGAGAGGCUACAAGCAUUAGCUACCCAGGGUCAGUGCAUGGCGCGUUCUCGACUGGAUUGAUGGCCGCAGAAGCUUGCAGGAUGCGUGUUCUGGAGCGUUAUGGAGAGUUGGACAUAUUUCAGCCAGUCAUGGGCGAGGAGGCAACGGUGUCUGUCCCGCUCUUGAUCUCCCGAAUGUAAAUUUCUGGGUGACCUGCUUUAUUAGAUGCGAUAAUUCUUGUGUGUAAACAUGGCAACUGGCUAACACAUGACCUUUUGGAUUGGAGAUUGUCGUCAAAAAUCAAUCCGUCAUCGUUGAUGGCUGUGUUGUCCCCUUCUAUGUAUACAGGCUGUUAUCUAUGUACAAGCAUAAACAAGAAGAAUCUUGUCCUGUUGUUUAGUGGCACUGGCCUCCAUGGAAGUCUUUGUGUGAGAUGUUAUUCCAAGUGCUUCCCACUCGCUUGGCGGGAAGGGCUCUUAGUUUGCAUAAUUAUUUAAAUAAAAAGGGUCGGUUUUUAUCUCUUUUA
This is a messenger RNA of Populus nigra (black poplar), 2314 nucleotides long. RefSeq names its product polyamine oxidase 2-like. The record is from RefSeq and is a predicted model, not a curated record. The transcript is spliced from 9 exons. Gene Ontology annotation, biological process: polyamine catabolic process. Gene Ontology annotation, cellular component: peroxisome. Bases 447 to 1988 code for a protein of 513 amino acids. Gene Ontology annotation, molecular function: polyamine oxidase activity. NCBI's taxonomy places the organism in Eukaryota, Viridiplantae, Streptophyta, Magnoliopsida, Malpighiales, Salicaceae.